Messenger RNA from Syngnathus acus (greater pipefish), 3508 nucleotides. It is a transcript of the gene zmynd12, whose product is annotated as zinc finger, MYND-type containing 12. The transcript is spliced from 7 exons. Gene Ontology annotation, molecular function: protein binding. Lineage: Eukaryota; Metazoa; Chordata; Actinopteri; Syngnathiformes; Syngnathidae. The record is from RefSeq and is a predicted model, not a curated record. The coding region runs from base 186 to 1364 and encodes 392 amino acids.
AUGUUAUGACGUCACACGCGUGAGAGCGUAGUGGAUUCAUUGAAGCAGAAAAAAACUGCAUCCUACAAAUACGAAACAAUACCAAUAAGUUCUCGUUUCCUGAAUUCAUUUUGGAUAAUAACAUUUGAACACGAGGGUCCUGUAAUUUUUGGCGUGCGCCCGUGUAUUUGGGUCCUGGAUGAAUAAUGGAGUCCAGAGCGCAAGGCGUUCUACCAUCGACCGAAAUCAUCCCCCUGGCUUUGCCCAAAGGAACCGAAAAGUUGUGUGAACUGUGUCAAAAAAGAGCUUACUUGCAAUGCGGCAGGUGUCGAGUCACCUAUUACUGCGAUGCAGACCACCAGCAAUCUGACUGGAUAGGUAUCCACAAGAGGAUUUGUCAGUUGCUCAUUCCCAUUCGCACCCCAUCGCUUUUUAGUAUGCAACGAGCCGGCCGCAUUGAAAAUCUACUCAAAACGAAAGAGCUGAUAGAGAUUUGCCGGUUGGUGGCAGAGAGCAAGCUCUCUGAGGGGAAGCACCAAGAGGCUGUGCCUGCCGCCCAGGCCUGCCUGCGCUGUUCAACUGACGUGUAUGGACCCAACACAGUCCAGCUGGUGCCGGCUUACCUGCUGCUGGCUGAUGCUAAUAUGGGCAUGAAUAAUCUGGCCCUGGUGGCGGAGCUGCUGUCCCAGGCGGAGUGGGCGGUUUUGAAGAGCCCCGAAUGUGGCUAUGCGGUUCACCACCGACUGCACAGGAGCAUGGGCUGCCUCCACACGGCUACGGGUCACUUUGAGGCAGCUCUUUUUCACUUUGCCAACGACGUGCGUGUCGUCACGAGUAAACUCUGUCGAUGCGUACUUUCAACAUUUUCACAUGAGGCUUUCUGUCGAAUAUAUUUUCAGGUAUAUUUUGCUAGUGAGGAGUACGGUCUGGAUAGCACUGUGAUAUGUGGAGCUUACUUCCUCAUGGCUGCUGUGUUUGUCAAACUGGGGGAACCGGCUAUUGUUCAUUCCUUGUACACAGAGGUGGCAGAAACCUGGCACUCCCACCUGGCCAAACUCCUGCAGAGUCACAUCCAAAAUAUGCAGAAGAACCCUGACAUGCUGGAGCCCUCCUUUGAUGAAGGUCAGAAAGUGGAAGUGGACAAGAUGCUCAGGUCCAUUUUAGCCUUUGAGCAGGACGAAACCCGAAAGGAACCCGGUAUUGAGGCUCUGGUGGCCCACGCCCUGGCCAUGCUCUCCUUCCUGGGUGGGGAUACAGUCAAGGCACUGGAAUUUGGACAAAUGGCACUGGAAGCGAGCCAGCUGAUUCAGAACCAUGACCUGACAGAGCCCAUCCGGGCCCUGCUGCAGCUGCUGGGUAAAGACCCGCAGCUGACUUCCGUCUAACCUCCACACAAGGGGUGAGCAAAAGAUGGCCCGAGGGUCACAAAUGAUCCACUCUGUUCUUUAAUCCGGCCCAAUAAGAACUGAUAUUGUCAAGAGUCCCGAUAUAUUUGUUCAAUGUCUGGUUUGGUGUUUUACCUCCCCAAACUAGUUCAUUAAUGUUUACCGUUUAUUUUCACACAUAGUACAAUAUGUCUCUUAAAAUAAAUGUUUCCUUCUUUUUAUACCAUUUGAAUGCUCUGUGCUAACUAGUGUGCGUAAUAAGUGGUUGCAUGAAUGAUUAAAUUUUUUACAUGGUUUUAUUGUCUACAUAAAGUUAUUUUAUAAAGAGUCAUCUGUAUUGUAUUUGUGUUGAUCGUCUUUGGCAUUUUGCAUGUGUCCUUGAAAUUGUUGCCCACCCUAUCAUUAUGAGGUAACCAUCCCUUUUUAGGACCAUCAUUGUCUUUCCUCACUGUUCGUUCAACAUACAUAUAAUUUUUAGCAUGCAGCCAGAAGCUUUGAUUAAAAGCAUAUAGUACAGUAUACAUUUUGACCUGGUUUUGAAUAAAUGUAUUUUUCGGUCACACUAAUGGACCACACUUUCAGAGAACCGGCCAUAUUGUAACAGCCAAAUAUGUACUAUUAUGAAGCUGUAUUAUAAGUUCAAAAGAAAACCUAUUUUGCUGGGUGAAAUUGGCAAGUUUCAAUCAUGAUUGAUUCAAAAGUGAUUUGAUUCAUCUACUUUUUACUUAUAAUAUAUGGUGAGACUAAAAAUAUGUUCCAAAUAUGUGAUAUUGAAAUAAAAGGUGUAAAGUUACUUCACUACAUAGUUUCAAAAUAUUUGUGUUUUAACAGUAAGUAAAGUGAAAGUACAAGGGAAACACAUUUUUUUGGUUCUGAAUAAUGACUUGUCUUUAUUUUCAUCUGAAAAAAAAAAAAAAAGAAAAAGCAAGAGGGAAUUAUUUACACCAUUUGGAACAUUUGUGAACAACCUUCGGGAACCUUUUGUUGAACACUUUCAGAAUGAUGGACAGAAAGUAACGGUGAGGGCUUUUCCUUCACAUCUCGUACCAGUGUAGCACUUUCCAACAUCAAAUGACCUUUAUCUUAUCUUAAGUCAGUUUUUCUAGACGCUACACACCAACACAGAGCUCCAGCCUGUCAUGAAAGCAUAAACAUUGCAUUGUAAAGCAAAAAGUUAAACUCCAGACGGCUUUUGAUUCGUUCCAAUUAUUUACAUGUAAUCAUCCUGCCACUAUGUACUCUUAUUAGUACUUCAUUAUACAGCAUGUUUUUGGCAUUCGGAUUCAUUGGAGGAGGCAAUAAAACAACAGAUUUCUUCAUAUUCCCUUUUUGAUUUUCUCUUUUCUUGUGUGUUUGUGCCAAAUACACAUAAGCAUCUGUUGGCAUGGAAUAGUUAACCUCGUACUCUGCAAUACAUAGACCGUGUCCUGACGUACCCUAAAUGAUUCACAAACUGGCCACAUUUUGAGUUCCAAUCAAGUUCUAUUUAUCUGCUGGAACUGACAAGAACAUGUCUGUAAGAGACAUCAGAAAGGCCUUAUGCAUAAAAAUGGUUUCUAAUUUAACAGUUUUUAACAUUUGGAAACAUUCAUUGCAUUGAUGCUUGAGAGCAAGCAAUGCUUUGCACCAUUCUAAAUGAACCUGAUCAUUUGUAGCAUAAUUUAAAGCAGUGGUAGGGAAAAUACAGCCAGUGCGGCCUGCUACUCAAUUAAAAAGAAAACAUCUGAGCCCACCCCAAAAAAAUGAUCAACAAAAUUAAAUCUAAUUCAUUUCAAAUUUGCACCGUCAACAAUUUGACCAAUCGGAACAAAUCAUAAUUUGUCAAUCUUACUCAAAUAAGUGCUAGUUAGAAGUAGAUAUCCACAUGUGGCUCCAGACCCAUUAAGGGUGAGUCACGGUACAGAAAAAUGUUUCGAGAUUAUGAGCAGCGCUCCAUAAGUUAUUUUGCCUAAUACGUGGGAUGUAAUACUCACACGACACAUUCAAUGUGCAUCUCAAAUCGGUGUAGGCCUUUCUGUGAGAAACGACAUCAUUUUGACAGGAGUGUGUCUUAUUACUUGGGGUGUGAAGGUACAUGUGUUUGCAUUCUGUACUCCUCUGUCCCCACGUAGAACUUAAUCACAAGGGCAGGACUUUACUAAAAA